Molecule: messenger RNA, 567 nt
Organism: Fusarium venenatum
Lineage: Eukaryota; Fungi; Ascomycota; Sordariomycetes; Hypocreales; Nectriaceae
Source: RefSeq, a predicted model, not a curated record
AUGCAUUUCGCCACCUUUUUCACUACUAUCCUCGCCGCUGGCAUGGCUUCUGCCGCCGAAGUGACAGAAUAUAACGCUGUUGCACUUCGCCAGGGCAACAAGGAAAUUGACCACGCUGCCCUCCAAGCUUCCAACGGACACUUUGCCCUGAAGCUUAAGAACCAGGGCGCCGCUUGUGACCGAGGCCUCACCGAAAACAAAGUCACAUUCAAUAUCAACAAAUCUGGUGAACUCAACCUCUACAUCUUCGGCAGAAACCCUCAGGUGGCCUACGUCGACCGCUCAGGCAUGGGCCAGGGCGUCCUCGGUUACGCCACCUUCGGAGACAAGGGCCUCAACUUUCCCAAGAACGCCGAGACAAAGGGCUGGAAGGUUGCUAAGAACGGAGACCUCACUUUCGGUGGCAAGGGCUUCAUUGCGUGCCCCAACAGCAAGAAGGCUGGCGGCUCUUACAGUAUCUGGGCUGAUGUUGGAAACAAGAACCCUGGUGGCAACCAGAACUGCCAGGCUAUUACUGUCCGUGCUACUGAGAACAAGAACCCUGUUGCCUGUGUCUACUCUGCUUAA